Messenger RNA from Hibiscus syriacus, 588 nucleotides. RefSeq names its product transcription factor SRM1-like. The coding region runs from base 1 to 588 and encodes 195 amino acids. The transcript is spliced from 3 exons. The record is from RefSeq and is a predicted model, not a curated record. Lineage: Eukaryota; Viridiplantae; Streptophyta; Magnoliopsida; Malvales; Malvaceae. Gene Ontology annotation, molecular function: DNA binding.
AUGAACCGAACCAACAAUGAUUUGCCUUCAUCAAAGGCUUGGUCGUGGUACCAUAACAAGUUGUUCGAGCAAGCUUUGGCUGUGGUUCCCGAAGACGAUUCCGACCGGUGGGGAAAGAUUGCUGCCGAAGUUCCAGGGAUGUCGGCGACUGAUGCUAAAAAGUGUUACGAGGAUUUGGAGCGUGAUGUGAUGCACAUUGAGUUUGGAAGGGUCGAGUUGCCGAUCGAGUUAUCGAGUUACCAGAAUGAGUUAGAAUCAACUAGCAAAGUGGGAAGUGAGUUCGUUAGUGAAUCCAGAGCAAAGGAGAAAGUAGUCGAGAGAAGAAAAGUUGAACCUUGGACCGAAGAAGAACACAGGUUAUUUCUGGUCGGACUUCAAAGGUACGGGAAAGGUGAUUGGAAAACAAUAUCAAGAAAAGUCGUGUUUUCAAGAACACCAGCGCAAGUAGCAAGUCAUGCACAAAAGUAUUAUAUUCGAUUGAACUCGGUUCACAAGAAGACUAGGAAAAGGUCAAGCAUUCAUGACAUUACACUGGAGAAUAAUGAUAUUUCCAAUCAACAAGGCACUUCAUUUAUACACUUGGAUUAG